GCGCUCUCGAGCGCGGGAAUCGGCGCUGCGCGGGCGGGUGCUUUCUGCUCUCCUUAGGGGUGGAGGCAGCGUCUCCUCCGUGAGUCCUCGUUGCCGCAGCCGUCACCGCACCGAGGACACGCGUAUCCCCUUUCCCGUUUAAUGACUGACAGACCUUUUGCUUUAUCUUGCUUGUGCGGUUGGGGUGGGAGUGACAGGGCUGCGAAGAGCGUGCCCGGAGAAACGACUGAUCUGUAUUCUUCCCCUUCAGCUUUCCCCUCCUUUUAAAUACGGAGACGCGUUUGUACAGUAGUUCAAAUAGGUAAAGAAAAAGAUGCCGGCCACGCAGAAACCGAUGAGAUAUGGACAUACAGAAGGACACACGGAUGUCUGUUUUGAUGAUUCCGGGAGUUGUAUUGUGACUUGUGGAAGUGAUGGUGAUGUGAGGAUUUGGGAAGACUUGGAUGAUGAUGACCCUAAGUCCAUUAAUGUUGGAGAAAAGGCGUUCUCAUGUGCUUUGAAGAAUGGAAAAUUGGUCACUGCAGUUUCUAACAAUACUGUUCAAGUCCACACAUUUCCUGAAGGAGUUCCAGAUGGUAUAUUGACUCGCUUCACUACAAAUGCAAACCAUGUGGUCUUUAAUGGAGAUGGCACUAAAAUUGCUGCUGGAUCUAGUGAUUUUCUAGUCAAAAUUGUGGAUGUCAUGGAUAAUAGCCAGCAGAAAACAUUUCGAGGACAUGAUGCCCCUGUUUUAAGUCUUUCCUUUGAUCCUAAGGACAUCUUUCUGGCAUCAGCCAGUUGUGAUGGAUCUGUCAGAGUAUGGCAAAUUUCAGAUCAGACAUGUGCUAUCAGUUGGCCACUGCUACAAAAAUGCAACGAUGUGAUCAAUGCAAAGUCAAUCUGCAGACUUGCUUGGCAGCCAAAAAAUGGAAAAUUACUUGCAGUUCCUGUAGAAAAGUCUGUUAAACUGUUUAGAAGAGAAACUUGGAGUAACCAAUUUGAUCUUUCAGAUACUUUCAUCUCUCAGACCCUCAAUAUAGUAACCUGGUCUCCCUGUGGACAAUAUUUAGCUGCAGGUAGUAUUAAUGGUUUAAUUAUAGUUUGGAAUGUGGAAACCAAAGGCUGCAUGGAAAGGGUGAAACAUGAGAAAGGUUAUGCAAUUUGUGGCCUAGCAUGGCAUCCUACUCUUAGUCAAAUAUCUUAUACUGAUGCAGAAGGAAAUCUAGGGCUUCUGGAGAAUGUUUGUGACCCCAGUGGAAAGAUGUCAAGCAGUAAGGCAUCUAGCAGAGUGGAAAAGGAUUACAAUGAUCUUUUUGAUGAAGAUGAUGCAAGUAAUGGUGGUGAUUUUCUCAAUGACAAUGCAGUCGAGAUCCCCUCUCUUUCGAAGGGGAUUAUAAAUGAUGAUGAAGAUGAUGAUAACCUCAUGCUGGCUUCAGGUCAUUUGAGACAACGAAGUAACGUUCUAGAAGAUGAUGAAAACUCAGUUGAUGUUACAAUGUUGAAAACUGGUUCUAGCUUUCGUAAAGAGGAAGAGGAAGAUGAUCAGGAGAGCAGCAUUCACAAUUUACCACUUGUAACAUCCCAAAGGCCAUUUUAUGACGGACCCAUGCCAACCCCCCAGCAAAAGCCAUUCCAGUCAGGCUCUACACCCUUGCAUCUUACUCAUAGGUUCAUGGUGUGGAACUCUACUGGAAUUAUUCGCUGCUAUAAUGAUGAGCAAGACAAUGCAAUAGAUGUGGAGUUCCAUGAUACCUCUAUACACCAUGCUACACACUUAUCCAACACUUUGAAUUAUACAAUAGCGGAUCUUUCCCAUGAAGCUGUUUUGUUGGCAUGUGAAAGCACAGAUGAACUAGCAAGCAAGCUUCAUUGUCUGCACUUUAGUUCUUGGGAUUCAAGCAAAGAGUGGAUGGUAGACAUGCCUCAGAAUGAAGAUAUUGAAGCCAUAUGUCUCGGUCAGGGUUGGGCUGCUGCUGCCACAAGUGCCUUGCUCUUGCGAUUGUUUACUAUUGGAGGUGUUCAGAAAGAGGUCUUCAGCCUUCCUGGGCCUGUGGUGUCAAUGGCAGGACAUGGAGAACAGCUUUUCCUUGUUUAUCACAGAGGCACAGGAUUUGAUGGAGAUCAGUGCCUCGGUGUUCAGCUGCUAGAGCUGGGGAAAAGGAAAAAACAAAUUUUGCAUGGUGACCCUCUUCCUCUUACAAGAAAAUCCUACCUAGCAUGGAUUGGAUUUUCAGCUGAAGGUACCCCCUGUUAUGUGGAUUCAGAAGGCAUUGUUCGAAUGCUUAACAGAGGGCUUGGUAAUACAUGGACUCCCAUAUGUAACACAAGAGAACACUGCAAAGGAAAAUCUGAUCACUACUGGGUGGUUGGCAUCCAUGAAAACCCUCAGCAACUAAGGUGCAUUCCUUGUAAAGGUUCUCGGUUUCCUCCCACCCUUCCACGCCCUGCUGUAGCUAUACUACCCUUUAAACUUCCUUACUGUCAGAUCACAACAGAGAAAGGACAAAUGGAGGAACAGUUUUGGCGUUCAGUUAUAUUUCACAACUACCUUGAUUAUCUAGCUAAAAAUGGUUAUGAAUAUGAAGAGAGCACUAAAAAUCAAGCAACAAAGGAGCAGCAAGAACUUUUAAUGAAAAUGCUUGCGCUUUCUUGUAAACUGGAACGGGAAUUUCGUUGUGUGGAACUUGCUGAUCUGAUGACUCAAAAUGCUGUGAAUUUAGCUAUUAAAUAUGCUUCUCGCUCUCGGAAAUUAAUAUUGGCCCAAAGACUUAGUGAACUGGCUGUAGAGAAGGCAGCUGAAUUGGCAGUAUCCCAGGCAGAACAAGAGGAAGAAGAAGAAGAGGAUUUCAGAAAAAAGCUGAAUGCUGGUUACAGUAAUACUGCUACAGAAUGGAGCCAACCACGGCUCAGAAAUCAAGUUGAAGAAGAUGACAAGGACAGUGGAGAAACGGAUGAUUUAGAAGAAAAACCAGAAAUACAUAUACCUGGACAGAACCCAUUUUCCAAAUGUGCAGAUUCCUCUGAUGUUCCAUCCAAGUCAGGUGCAGUUACCUGUAGUAACCAAGGACGAGUAAACCCCUUCAAGGUACCAGCCAGUUCCAAAGAGCCAACCAUGUCAAUGAAUUCACCACGUUCAACUAGUAUUUUAGACAAUAUAAACAAGUCAUCCAAGAAAUCCACUGCACCUAAUCGAGCAGCAAAUAAUAAAACGUCUCCGGUUAUAAAGCCUCUGAUUCCAAAGCCAAAGUCUAAGCAGGCAUCUGCAGCAUCCUAUUUCCAGAAAAGAACUUCUCCAGCUGAUAAAGCAGAAGAAUUGAAAGAAGAAAAUCUUAAAAAUUCAUUAUCUGAAACCCCAGCUAUUUGUCCUGAAAGCACUGAAAACCAAAAGCCAAAGACUGGGUUCCAGAUAUGGCUAGAAGAAAAUAGAGGUAACAUAUUAUCUGACAAUCCUGACUUUUCAGAAGAAGCAGAUAUAAUAAAAGAAGGAAUGAUUCGAUUUAGAGUGUUGUCAGCUGAAGAAAGAAAGGCAUGGACUAAAAAAGCCAAGGGAGAAACUGCAAGUGAUGAAGCUGAAGCAAAGAAGCGAAAACGUGUGGCUGGCGAAAGUGAUGAAACAGAAAACCAGGAAGAAAAAGAAAAGGAAAAUCUGAAUGCCCCUAAAAAGCAAAAAUCUUUAGAUCUUUCUACAAAUCAGAAACUGUCAGCUUUUGCAUUUAAACAGGAGUAAAGGAAGAAAGUGACCUUAGGAAAGUAAUAGACAUUUUUUAUUCAUCUUCGAUGAAUCUGGACUUCUUUUUUUUUGUCUUUAGGAAACUCCUUUUGUGUUUUUAAAAGAGUUUAACAAUAACUGUUUGUAGGAUAAUUAGUAAUUAUAUUGUUAAGGUAGAGGGCAUGUGUAAAAAGUAUCGGAUUACUCUGCCUCCAAAUUGAGAGCCAUUCAGAAACCUCGUGAUUGUGAUUACUGACUUUAGGCCACUAACAUGCCCAGUGGAAGCCAGUUUGAUUUUGUUUCUUAACUUCAGAAAUCAUCAAAGCCAAGGUCCUAAACCCUCUGUGCAUUGUACCUGUUAGCAGAUGCUAAUUGGGUUAUGUCCUGUCAUGGGAAGUACCACAGCAGUCUGUGGUAAUAGACUUCCUCCCAAGAAUAUUACCAUACACUGCUCUUACGUCUGUAUUAUACCUGGGGGCCCAUGUUUUUAAGUGUGGACCCUAGACAUGUAAAUAAUUUGGUAGAUGAGAGUUUUCCUUUGUGUGUUUUAGAAAUUUCUUCAUAUAGCUUUUAAGAAUUGUCUGUUUUAUAGCCCAAGAUUUUUUUAGGAAAAUAAAACUUAUCAUUUUUUUAUUUGGCUUGAUAGGGUCUUAACAUACUAUUUUCAUGAAAUGUACAUGUUUCUAGAAAAUGUAUUUUUUAUUUACUGCCAUAACUUCUACUAGCACCCUACUCCCAUCUUGCUCCUCACUAUACAUGCAGUAGAGAAGCACUGAGGAGGUUGCUUUGACAGUGUCAUGGCCCAGGGCAUAAUGUGCUUCUGGUAGGAUACUCUGGUUAUCAGUACUGGCAAGACUUUUCAGAGCAAGUCUUGGAGGGCUUGAUAAGAGAGUUGUUAGAGUUAGGGAGGUGGUUGCGUUAACUUAUUUUUUAUUUUGGACAAACAAGGCUUAAUUUCAUACCUUUUGGCUAUUCUAAGAAGAGACUAAUACAAAUGCAGUCACAUAAAGACCAAGUACUGGUGUGGGGGUGGGAAUUAGUCAAAAUGAAAUCAAGGGGCUCAAAAUUGGCAACAGGUUAUCAGUUGAAAAGUAUAUAAUAUGUUGAAAAUGUUUACAUCCAGGAGCAAAAGGAUAUUUUUUGUCCCAUGUUUAUCAAGGUUAGGAAGGAAGGUGUGUCUGGUGUUUUAAAUAUUAGUAGCUCAUAUCAAGAGACAUUAUAUAGCAUAAUGGUUGGGAGCACAGAUUCCCAAGCCAGGAUGCCUGAGUUUGAAGAUCAUUCCAGCACUGCCUACCAGCUGGGCAGCUUACCUUGGACAAAUUCUGGCCUUGUCUAUUCAUCUGUGGGUAUAAUAAUAGUACCUCCUUUAUAGGGUUGUUAUGGGAAAUAAAUGAGAUAAAAGCACUUAGUUCCUGACACAUAGUACCAUUUUAUAUAAAUGUUGGCUAUUAUUAUUAUGCUCUUGGCCAUUUUGUUAUUAGGUUCGAUUUUGAAUACUGUGGUACUAAUUUUGAUUCUAAGAUCCCGAAGUAAAGAUUUAUUUAUACUUUGGAAAGCA
Tupaia belangeri chinensis (Chinese tree shrew) is the source of this 5246-nucleotide messenger RNA. RefSeq names its product WD repeat and HMG-box DNA binding protein 1 (gene WDHD1). The coding region runs from base 314 to 3706 and encodes 1130 amino acids. The record is from RefSeq and is a predicted model, not a curated record. Gene Ontology annotation, cellular component: nuclear replication fork. Gene Ontology annotation, biological process: DNA-templated DNA replication; DNA repair; mitotic cell cycle. NCBI's taxonomy places the organism in Eukaryota, Metazoa, Chordata, Mammalia, Scandentia, Tupaiidae. Gene Ontology annotation, molecular function: chromatin binding; DNA binding; protein binding. The transcript is spliced from 25 exons.